AUGGCUGAAAAUAUUCUGCCUAACUAAUCGACAACUAGCUUGAUUGUUAAUUCAAGACUUAUUCACAGACCACCUUAGAGUAUUCCUAAGUUUUUAGAAAAUUUCGAGGAAAUACCUUUAAGAGAAAAGAGGGAUGAAUAAAAUUAGAAUUUUUAAAAUAGUAAUACAAGAUCAUAUGAUCAAAAUCACUAAACUAAAGACAUUAGUCUUAGUAAUUUGUAAAUAAAUUAGUCCUUUGAUAGUAACAGAAAUGCGAUGUAUUUACGCUCUUCUUAAUAAAAGAAGAAGAUUUUUGAAGAAAAUUACUCAAAUACUUCAAAAUAAAAUCCAGCUACUGCAUCAGUUCAAAAUUACAAAAGACACAGAACUUUUAGUACUCAAAUUUAUGAUUAUGUCUAAACUGAUAAUAGCUUUAAUUAGGUCAACCAAAGCCUUAAUGUUUAAUCUUUUAAUUAGAAUAGAAUCCAUUUAUUGUCAUUCUAAGACGAGGAAGUAAUGCCAUAGAUAAAUAUUUAGUCUGAAAAAGAUUAGCAAACGAAGAUAAUUUAAGAAAUACUUGCAAAUUUCAAGUAGGAAAUAAUGAAAGAAUAAUCUAACGCUCUUGAUCACUUGAGAUAUUUUGUGAAUUCUAACGAAUAAAAAAUAUCUUAGCUCACAGAUCAAUAGAUAAAAAAAUAACAUAUAAAUUCUCCAUAAGUCACACUUUCUAAAUUAAAUUAGCUUUCAUAAAUAAAAUAAGACAUUACUUAAAAAAUUUAGUAGCAGAUUUCUUCUUAGAUAGGUGAAAAACUAUUGAAAAUAGAAGAAAACUAAAAUACUCUCUACGAAUAUAGUAAAAAAAUUAAAUAAGACCUUGCUAACUUCUUUAAUGAAUCCAUAAAUAAUGUUUUUGAAAACACAUUCAAAGCUUAGAUUGAAUAAAAAAUAGAUUCAUUUUAAAAUUAAAUGCAAGAAAAAAUAAUUUCUUUUGAGUCUUAGUAAAGCACCAUAAUUAGUUAAUAAAGCUAAGAAUCAGGGUAUAUAAGUCUAGAAGCUGAAAAAAAGCAAUAAGAAUUAAAGGAAUUGGAGAAUAAAUUUGAUAGGAUAAAAUUUGAUAUGGAUUCUAUUUGUAGCUAAAUUGGAUAAAAAGCUGAUAUUUAAACACUUUAAGAGUAAUUUAAUAAUAUUUUUGGAGAAAAAGUAGUUUAAAUAAAUGAAGAUAUUAAGUAAAUCAAUGAUUUAAAAGAGGAGUAGAAAUAAUUUCAACAAAAUUUGAUUUAAAUGCAAAUAAAAAAUUUAGAAAAAGUAGAAAAUAUUUAGAAUAACUAUUAAUAAUUGGAGUAGGAAUAAAGUUAAUUUUAAGAGAAUGAGAUGGUUAGCUAGUAAUAAUAAAAUAAAAAUUAAUUUAUGAAAAGCUUAGAUGGUUUAAUUCAAAAAGUGAAAUAGCUAAAUUAAUUGCACAAGAAGCUGAUGGAAUAAAAAAAACAAUAUGAAGAUAAUAUCAAAGAAAAAUAAACAAGUUUAAACAAAAAUGAUGAAUUUUCUACUGAUAGACAAUAAUUUAAAGAAACAAGUUUGGAAGGAGAGUAAAUUCAUGAUUUGAUAGUUAGUUAGAAUGACUUAGAUAAUUUUAUUACAAUGACUAUUGAUGAUGAAAAAAGAUAAUAGACAAGAGAACCAAACCCAUAUAGGAAAUCAAGUAAACUCUAAGACAGUUAAAUUAUUUAGAAAGAAAUACAAGAGGAAAGCAAUUUAUUUAGAUAUUCUACUAUUAAUUAGAAUGAAAACUAAAACUAACUUUAGGAGAUUCACAAUAUUUUAUCUAGAAACUAAAAUGUGGUCAGCAAGCCUCCGAAAUAGCAGCCUAAAAUUGUUUUUAGGAGAAAAAAACUAAGUGAAUCUAAAGUAGAGUCAUAUUAAAAUGCGACUAACUACAAUAGUUAGGUUGAGUAACACAACGAGUUUCCAAACUAAGAAAUUUUAACAUUUAAAAAUGUUAUUCCUUGCAAAGUAGUUAAUUCUUUACUCUCUUCACCUUGUGGUGCAAAUAAAGAAAUUUUAUUUAAUUCACAGUAAAAAAUAAUAAUGAACUAAACAAACUAAUUUAGCAAUACUAAAAAUAGUUUUAGGCAGUCUUUAGAUAACUUUGCAUAUUCAUCUUCUAGAAAAGUUUAAACAUAAGAGAAUUAAUCUCCUGGGAAGGAAGAGUAAACACAACCAAUUUCUUUGAGCUAAUAUUAUAAGCUUUAAAUAAAUAGGAGAUCUUGUGAUUUUACAUCUUAUUCUAAAAGUUAUUCUUAUUCAUAGGAAAAAAAUAUUAUAAAUGCAAACACAGUAGAUAAAUUUAAUUGUGAAGAAUAUUAAUAUAAGCCUAGUUAAAGAAUAAAUACCGUUCCUAGUUAGCCAGAAUCUAAUUCUAUAUUAGAUGAAUAUGAUAUAUAAUAAGAUUCAAGAGGGUUAGAUAAAAGAUCUUUAACGACUGAAGUUAAAUCAUCAUAUCUAGAAAAAAAAAUAAAAACUAUUACUUAAGAUAUCACUAAACUGCCAAUAAAAUUCCCUAAAUAAAAUUAAAAAUAACCUAUACUGGUAGGAGUAGAUACACCAUAAGAAGCAAAGAGCGAUUUAAAGAAAAGAAUAAUAGAUCAGAAGCACAAGAAAGAAGGCAACAAAUAUUUAAUACCCUCUAUAAAUCUAAACAACCUUUAAAUUUAAAUUUAAGACUGA
Messenger RNA from Tetrahymena thermophila SB210, 2703 nucleotides. RefSeq lists its product as hypothetical. Lineage: Eukaryota; Ciliophora; Oligohymenophorea; Hymenostomatida; Tetrahymenidae. The transcript is spliced from 4 exons. The record is from RefSeq and is a predicted model, not a curated record.